Mya arenaria is the source of this 6022-nucleotide messenger RNA. RefSeq lists its product as uncharacterized. The transcript has 10 exons. Lineage: Eukaryota; Metazoa; Mollusca; Bivalvia; Myida; Myidae. Gene Ontology annotation, molecular function: ADP binding; protein binding. The record is from RefSeq and is a predicted model, not a curated record. The coding region runs from base 988 to 3774 and encodes 928 amino acids. Gene Ontology annotation, biological process: defense response to fungus.
UAAACUUGAUCAAGACGGUGUUAUGAUUAUUGUGGAAGGUCGGACAUGUUAUGUUAAUUUGGAAGUGACUACUCAGUGUAAAAUGUUUUUUAUUUUUAUUUUAAGCACAUGCCAGUGAAUCAAAGCACGGUAAUACUAUCUCGGACCAUUGGAUACUUUCCAUCAUUUUUGUGAUUUAAAAAAACGUGCUGAAUAUAGUGGAUCUCCUUUUUUACUUUUCCAUCGCAUUAUUUGUGCUCCUACGCCGGAUGUGGACUCUAGAUGAAUACUUAGUGGCUACGUUCAACCACUUUUAUCUUUCAUAUAGGAGUAACUUUUUUAAUGUUUAUUACCCAAGUCGACCUUUCUUCCCCAUACAUGAUGUAAGAAAUUGCCUAUUACUAGAAAUCAGUAUUAUUUCGCGUGGAAAUUGGUCAAUUUACAAUGGUGAUCACUUACCUGUAACUACUGUUCAUGAGGCAUGUUGACAAGAGACUAGACACCAGAGGGUCCCAAAAUCAGGAAAUAAAGUAUUUCAUCAAAACAAGCAUAGACUUCAAUACGAACAAGCAUACCUGACUACUGACGAUAUCAUUGAUGGGUAUUUCAAUGUCAGACUUACAACAUCUAAGGCAGACUAUGCACAUGAAGACAAUAACGGUAUAUUGGGGACGGUCUGCCUUGAAUCGCCCAAGAUGACUUUGUGAGUUUUUAGUGAACAUCUCGCAGUUUAAGGGUUCCGAUGGAUAGCUGAGUGUCUGUCGAGGACCAUCUUAGGAAGACGCAAAAGAAAACUGACAUUGCGCAUAUCAAGAACACUUAAUACGUGUAAUAGGAACGUUUAAAGGGACAGCAUACAUUAUGGAGAUCUCGUAGUUUAAUGGUUUCGAUGGAUUAUUGAGUGUUUGUCGAGGACCAUCUUAGGAAGACGCAAUAAAAAACUGGCUUUGAGAUUAUCAAGAACACUUUAUACGUGCAAUUGGAACGUUUAAAGGGACAGCACCCACUAUGGAGAUUGGAAUGUCGACACUGGAAUACCUUAAGAAGACAUUAGAUGAUGAGAUGGGUCCCGAUGACGUUGCACAGAUGCUUCGCUUGAUGCAAAGCAAAUUAGGGAAAGCUUAUGCAAAGAUGUUGGCUGAUUCAAAACUCCCUAGUGAGUUGCUCGGGUUCCUGGAGAACAACAAGCCCGAGGAUGAAGUGUUGUCUAUCGCUUUUCACGUGCUUAAAACAAUGAACUACCACGUGGAAGACAAGAACAUUGCUGAAUAUAUUGCUUCCUGCCAGAGCACUAGAACAAAAUGUCAUGGUCGGCCAGGGGUUUCGGUUUUGGGUAGAGAAGAGGACAUUGCGCAUGUUUUGGCGUUGCUUCAGGAUAACAGAGGUGUUUUGAUCUAUGGACCGGGUGGGUUUGGAAAAACGACAUUUGCAAACGAACUAUGUGCAAGAUUGGCUUAUCCGAGAAACGUUGAUACAUUUGUUGUGGAAAUGAGACAAUCAAAAUCUAUCAUCGACCUUUAUAAAGGGAUUCUAGAAAGCAUACACAAUAUUGCAUUUGAUGGGGAUGCAAUGGAGCUACAAAACGAAGUUUUGUUCAGGCUGAAACAGCUAAAGAAUGAAUCUUUCUUUCAUCUGGAUAACAUGGAACAUUUGUAUGAAGCUAUGCCGAAUGAGCUGAGAGAAGUUCUUGGAAGACUGGAGGAAGUCAAUCAUAAGGUUAAAUGGAUUGCUACCUCACGAGAAAUGUUUGUAGUUGGUGGUGCGACCAAAAUGAAAGAAUUCGAGUUAAAAGCACUGAAUAAUAAUGCUGCAGCUAAAUUACUGACACAGUGCUGUGGACCAGUUCGUCUGAAUGAGGAAAUCAUUCAAUGCUUGCUUAAGAAGUGUUCCAAUAUCCCUCUUGCAAUUGUCUUGAUGGGCAACACCUUGAGCAAUUUCUGCGAUUCUUCAGAUCCUGAAUCAGAAUGGCAAUUAAAGAGUAGCUUUCUUGAACAUUAUGUGUUUCCAUCGGUCGCACAGGGAAUGUAUGGCUGUUUACAGUACGCUUUUGACCGAAUUGAUCCUUCAGACCAAACAAUGGUGGCAAAACUUUCAUUUCUUGGAACAGUCACAUUUGAUGUAGAAUGUGUAUCGUAUAUACUUGAUAUACCUAUGAAUGGACAAAACGGUGCUUUGAUGUUAAUGAUGUCCUUGACAACUAAACACAUUGUUCAAAGAGCAUCUACGAAGUGUGGCCAACAUUCCUUCCAUGAGAAGUUCGCAAAUUUCUGUUAUUCUUUUCACCCUUUUAUAGCUCAAUACAUAAGCCAAAGUGAAUGUGUAUCAACAGAGGAAUUGUCGGAGGCAAUACAACGGUUCUUUUCCUACGUCCUAAGCAAAGUGGAACCAUUAAAGGCUUUUCAAGAUCUAGAUUAUGCGAAAGUUUGCAACGCCAUUCAACAGAAUCGGGACACAUUCUACCUUGUAUCCAAAGUUUUCGCAGAGAUUGAUACUGUUGCGCUCACCGAAAGUGUAAACAAUUUCUUUGGAAAGGCCUUUGAAACAUCGGUUUACAGUUUUGCUGAGAGACAGUCUCUAUUUGACCGCAUAGCAGACUCGUGUGAACAGAAAAACAACUUGUAUUCAUGUUGUUUUUGGAAACUCGAAAAGAUUAACGGCCUCAUGACAUCUAAAGACCCAGACGACAACCACCUUGCAGCAGAACUUGAUCAUGUUGAAAGUUUUGUCAAAACAAUACCUGAUCACACUGCAAAGUUGCAACUAAGCGCAAAACUGUUUUAUUUACGAGGGCGCGCACUACGAAAACGGCAAUUACCGGAUACACAAUAUAACAAGAGUGAGGUGUUGUGCAACUUUGAAAAAUCCGUUGAUCUGUAUACCCAGUUGUCUUCACCUGACAAUAGUUAUGAAAUAGAAUUGUCACUGAAUUUUAAUGCUAUUGGGAAUGUUUAUUUUGACCUGAAAGAUGUUGAUAACGCUUACAAGAUGCACGCCAAAGCUGCAAAAACUAUCAGGGAGUACACGCAAAAUGGCAUGCACCCGAACCUGACGGUUUACGAAUUUAACAUGGGUACAGUUGCUUUACAAAAGGCUGAAUACCUCUUGGGCCAGAACAAAGAAAUCAGCGGAGAAGCAAUGACGUACUAUUUGGAAGCUCUUGAAUGCUUUAACUUUUCAAUGUCACUCGACAAAAAUAUCGGCAAGGACAGAGUGCAACUAUAUGGAGAUAAGUUGUCAUACCGUGCAAAGUUGUAUGAAAGGUUGUCCAAAUUCGACGAUGCCUUACGAGAUAGGGACGAAGCAUUGACGCUAUAUAGAUUUCUUUCAGAAAAUGAUAAAUCAAACAAUAUUAAAGAGUGUUUUCUUGAAGCAUUAAUCAAGAAAGGAGGAACACAUUUAAAGCAUAGCAAAACUUUCAAAAGAGGAAACGAUGAUUUCAAAGCAGCAGUAUAUGCGGCAAUGCAAUGUUUUCGAGAAGUAGAAGAAAUCGUUAGAGAUGGAGGUGGGAGAAAACUCAAGGAAGAACUUAAAAUGGAUUUUAUUGCGAAAUACCGUUCAACUGCUCAACUAUAUAAAUCUUCAUCUCCAAACGAAAUUGAGGCAUUUUGUAUGAGAUAUGAAGCAAACGAAAUGUCAGAUUCCGACUCUUCGACAGAAACCGAAAGUAGUCUUGAGGAAAUUACAGCAACAUCGCCAAGCCCAUCUUUACAUUUUGAAAAUAUGGACACGGAUGACUGUGUCCAAGGAUUAAACAAACGGCGACGGUCUUCCUCUGGUGAAAGUGAUUUUAUGUAGAUUGAAGAAAAUCUUUUAUGAUGUAAAAUGUGUAUUUUGCAUGAAUUGGGAAGUAAACGUUACUUAUACGUUAUGUAAUAAGUGUAAGGUUAUAGCCAUAAUCAUGCUUACAAUUUUCAUAACAUUUUCCAGAGACAUUUUUUUGGAGUAUGUAAAGACCAGUAAAACGCAGUUUAAUUUGGAUCAGAGAGUUGCUUACCUAACUGGAAACUAUCUAGACUAGCACAAAUAUGAGAUUUAUUAUGAUAUUGCUGAAGGGCAAACUGGUCAAACCCCACUGUUUAGCAUGACGUGCUAACACAUAAGUGUAUAUAAAAAUAUUUCAUAGGCUUGUUCAAUGUUUUCUUUCCUUUUCAAAAUUCACACAAGACGCCAAUGCUGCAACGCCGCAUUAAAGCCGGAUUUUUUAUUUGACGAUGCAAUUUUGCAAACCUAGGAUUUGAGCUAGUGACCUAGUAUUUUUAACCAAAAAGACCCAUAUAUAUACUUAUCGGAGAUAUCGUUCAUAAAAAUAACCUGAUCAACAGAAACUAUUCCAUUUUAUGUGAGGAAAAAUUAACAUUUUAUAAAUACAUCAGCUUUUCCAAUAAGAUCUGUCCCAGAGACCUUGUUUUUGACCCAAGAUGACACAUUUUUUUAUCCAAGAUUUCAUGUACACAAAUAUUUUUAAAAUUAAUUAAAAUUUAAUUUUUUGAAAAUUAUGGGUAGAUAUGAAUUUCAUGAUUAGGAUGUAUGUUUAUAAAAUAGCAAUUGAAUUUAGUUGUUGACUGAUAUUGAUAGGUUUGGUUAGCAUAGAUUUUUUUAUAACAUCGGGAAAAUAUUUCCUAAAAUUUGACCUAGUGACCUAGUUUUUGAUCUGAGGUGACCCAUAUUCACAAAUGUUUAAGACAACAUGUAGACAAUAUUCUGACCAAGUUUCAUUAAGAUUUGACAAAACUUAAUGAAUUUUUACGACUGUGGAAUUCUUUCUCCUAAGAUUUGACCUUGUGGCCUAGAAUUUGACCCGGGAUGACCAAUAUAAAAAAAAAGCAAGAUAUAAUGCAGACAAGCAUUCUGACCAUGUUUCUUUAAGAUUUGAUAAAAAUUGUUGAAUUUAUUACCGUGAAAUAUUUCUUCUAAAGAUUUGACCUAGUGACUUAGUUUUUGACCCGAUAUGAAUCAUAUUCAUAGUUAUUCAAGAUAACAUGCCGAGAAAUAGUCUGACCAAGUUUGAUAACCAUUGAAUGAAAACUCUUGAUUUUAUUACAUAAAAUGAAAACUUUAACGCAGAAUCGUUAACGCCCGCCCGCCCGGUUUUCGCCAUUCUAUAACCCGUAGUUUUUCGAUGAAAAAUCCGGCCAAAAAUGAACUUACGCCUUAUGAUCUGCUUUUUGUUCGCUAUUUAUCGCAAUAUUUGAUACUUCCUCUAGCCUAGAUAUAUAACCUCUAGAGAAAAACAGGACAAGAUAUUUGAAAAUGAGGAAGAUAUUAUUGCAGUGUUUCCAUUGUGAUAGUUUCAUGAACGCAAACGAAAUCAUCAGGCCACUAAAUGAAACUGAGCAGAUACUUAGAUAAACAGGGGCUGCAAACGACGAUUUUCAAAAAUAUGUCUAUUAUUACGUACUUUUAUAAAGAAAAAGUAUUUUAGAGAGUAAAAUGAAAUGUUGAUACAUACUUCUUGUUAAACCAUAUAAAACCAGUGUCCAGUGUUCACAAGUUGUGUCAUUGUUUUAUGUUAACUAUAAAAUAUUUAAUUAUUCACCACGAAUAUGUCAAAGUUUACAGGUAGUCACUUCCGGUCACUUCCGGUAGUAAACAAUAUUGUAUCAAUUCUGAUUGGUUGCUUUAUUUUGCGAUAGUUUUUGUGCAAAUAUUUCUUUGUUUAGAUAGAUCUUUUUUUGUCGUGCCUGACAGUUGUCUUUUGAAAUAAGUUGUAAAUAAGCCUACUCCCCCCAACCCUAGUUUUAUAUUGCAGUGUACUGUGUUUGAUGUAUGUUGUUAAAGCUACAUAAAUGUUGUUUAACUUCAUCUGCAUGUGUUGUGCUAUGCUUACUGUUUGUUUGCAUGUGUUAGUUAAUAUUAAUCAUGAUUAGACAUCAUUUUAGUUGUAGUUACACAGUUGUAUCAGCUGUUACAUUGGUUGUAAUUCCUGUGGACAUAUGUGUUAUCUGUGAAUUGCGGAUUUAUAUGUUUCUGGUUAUUUAAUAAUAACAUUUUUAAUUAUAUUGAUUUUAUGGCACGACAAGUGAGCAAUACAUAUUGACUAUCA